AUGGCCAGUGGUGAUCAAAUGCCCAAACUGAAUCUGGAAAAAGAUAAAGUUGAUCGAACAGUGAUUGAUUACAUCAAAAUUGUUGAAGCCCAGAACCGGGCUCGUGUUGAAAAGUUACGCCGCAUUCGAAGAAAUAACCUGAUCACAGCAUUCGGAUUGGGUGUUGGAGUUCUAUCCAUUUACGGGUAUUCGAUAUAUUCUGUGAGCCAGGAGAAGUUCCUGGACGAUUUCGAACGCCCUGCAAUUAAGAACUAA
This is a messenger RNA of Nezara viridula (southern green stink bug), 255 nucleotides long. The record is from the annotation of a GenBank genome assembly. NCBI's taxonomy places the organism in Eukaryota, Metazoa, Arthropoda, Insecta, Hemiptera, Pentatomidae.